Messenger RNA from Polypterus senegalus (gray bichir), 6830 nucleotides. It is a transcript of the gene slc7a8b, whose product is annotated as solute carrier family 7 member 8b. Gene Ontology annotation, molecular function: L-amino acid transmembrane transporter activity; neutral L-amino acid transmembrane transporter activity. Gene Ontology annotation, biological process: amino acid transmembrane transport; neutral amino acid transport. The transcript has 11 exons. The record is from RefSeq and is a predicted model, not a curated record. Lineage: Eukaryota; Metazoa; Chordata; Cladistia; Polypteriformes; Polypteridae. Gene Ontology annotation, cellular component: membrane. The coding region runs from base 693 to 2246 and encodes 517 amino acids.
GCAGCUCGGUGGUCGCGCACUCAGCGAUUCGGAACGAUGUAAACAAUACCGAGCGUGACGCCUCGGGGGGCUGGCUUCACACGGAACUGGGCGGGGUCCGAAUACUGAAUAUAAUAAACACGGCGGCUGCACGACAAGCUACAGCCGCUGCAUUGUUCGCUCGUUUCUACGAGACAACAGGAAAGCGCUAGGUAUCCAUAGCUGUUGGUGUGAAGAAAAGGAGACAGCGUGUCGCCGGACGAAGAGCACAGGCCGUGCAGACGGUCGAGGAGAGCCGUAGCUGCCAGGACGGAUAGAGCAGUCCGGGCGGUAUGGCGCUUUGGAUCGCAACAGCAAAUCUUUCUUCCAAAGGCUAUCGGCAAGCUGGACUCGUAUGCUAAAUACUGCAGUAACAAGAAGGCGGCGGAUCUCGUGGGGGUUUUAGUCCUUUUUUCCCCUCUCUUUCUUUCGCACACUGCUUCGCAUGUAUUGACUCAAGAAAAUUAAAAAAAUAAUAACGAGAACAGCCACAUUACUUGAGCAGCCCAGAGACAGACGACGAUUACCUCUGCCAGUCAAAUCAGAAGAGAAUAGUCCACCACUUGGAGAGUCGUAACCGACCACUCCAGAAAGAGUUUGACCAGUUGAGGGCGUGGACAGCUCCAUCACUCGAGCGUGCCAAACAAGUGCAUCUCCCAUCUGUGCAGGCGACCAUGGCUGACGGGCCGAGGCAACGAGGCAGCACCGCAGCACCUGCUGAAAGUGAGGGGGCUGCAAAAAGCCAAGGCGAUUCAGGGGUGGCCCUGAAGAAGGAGAUCGGCCUGAUAAGUGGCUGUGGGAUCAUUGUGGGUAACAUCAUUGGCUCUGGAAUAUUUGUCUCUCCAAAGGGUGUAUUGGAAAAUGCCGGCUCAGUAGGCCUGGCUCUGAUUGUAUGGAUUGUGACGGGCUUGAUCACGGCUGUUGGCGCGCUCUGCUAUGCUGAACUUGGGGUCACCAUUCCAAAAUCGGGAGGCGACUACUCCUAUGUAAAGGAUAUCUUUGGAGGUUUAGCUGGGUUUCUCCGAUUGUGGAUUGCUGUCCUUGUAAUUUAUCCAACCAACCAGGCUGUUAUUGCACUCACAUUCUCCAACUAUGUCCUUCAGCCACUGUUCCCCACCUGCCUUGCACCAGAGUUUGGCCUCCGACUGCUGGCCGCAGUGUGCCUUCUUUUACUCACCUGGGUUAAUUGUUCCAGUGUUCGGUGGGCAACUCGUGUUCAAGAUGUAUUUACAGCUGGUAAACUGCUAGCUUUGGGCCUCAUCAUUAUAAUGGGCAUUGUACAGAUCUGCAAAGGACAUUACUAUUGGUUGGAGCCAUCAAAUGCAUUUGAAAGCUUCAAGGAACCAGAUAUCGGCCUGGUUGCAUUAGCAUUUCUGCAAGGGUCUUUUGCUUACGGUGGCUGGAAUUUCCUCAACUAUGUCACAGAAGAAUUGGUUGAACCCCACAAAAAUCUUCCCCGUGCCAUUUACAUCUCCAUUCCCUUAGUCACAUUUGUAUAUGUCUUUGCCAAUAUUGCAUAUGUGACUGCAAUGACACCUCAGGAACUGCUGGACUCCAAUGCGGUGGCAGUGACAUUUGGAGAGAAGCUUCUUGGUGUAAUGUCCUGGAUAAUGCCCAUCUCUGUUGCCUUGUCCACCUUUGGAGGUGUUAAUGGUUCACUCUUCACCUCUUCCAGGCUUUUCUUUGCUGGAGCAAGAGAGGGUCAUCUGCCAAGACUCUUGGCUAUGAUCCACAUCAAGCGCUGUACACCAAUCCCAGCUCUACUGUUUACUUGUAUCUCCACUCUCCUGAUGCUGGUCACAAGUGACAUGUACACUCUUAUCAACUAUGUUGGUUUCAUCAACUACCUGUUCUAUGGUGUUACUGUUGCCGGGCAGAUUGUGCUGCGCUGGAAGCAGCCAGACCUGCCUCGACCAAUCAAGGUCAACCUCAUCUUCCCUGUGAUAUACCUCCUGUUCUGGGCCUUCUUACUGGUGUUUAGCCUGUGGUCGGAACCUGUAGUCUGUGGAAUUGGACUUGCUAUAAUGUUAACUGGUGUUCCAGUUUACUUCCUUGGUGUACACUGGCAAAACAAACCAGCAUGUUUUAAUACCUUUAUAGACAAUCUGACAUACAUUGGACAGAAAUUCUGUGUGGUAGUUUACCCUGCUGAAGAUUCCUCAAGUGAAUCGGAAGAAAAGCAAGAGCUAAGAUCGCCACUGACAAAGGACAGCGAAGAGAGCCAGUGAUUGAAGAAUACAAGUCAGUGGGUCAGCCACGCCAACAAGAUACACAGUCAAGAGAGUCCGCCAAAAACCACUGCAGAAUCCCGACCAGAUUAGCCUCAGCUCAGCUCUUCACUGAGCAUUCAGUUACUCUUAGUGGGACUGUCUCAACCAAACUGCCCUGUUCAUCAAUGUGAUGUGGUUUUAUGGGUAACACUUCACCAUACUGUCAAACACUAAUCAUAGCCCAGCCAUUGCUACAAGAGUUACAAAUGCAAGUUCACUUAAAGACCAUGACCCUGAUUAGCAGGGCAACUAGGAAACGCCAUGGCCGUCCACUUCUCGCUUGUUCAAUUUCAGAAUGCCAUUUGAAUCAGUUUCAAGUUAAAUUUGGUUGAGGCUGAUUUCAGUGGUAAUGUGCGGUAUUUGCCACUUUCUUAAAAUGUCGGUAUGGAUAUUUUUAUUAUGUCUUUUUAAACUUUUAUAUAAAAAUUAUAUUAUACCGUAGAUUUUUUUUCUCAUCACUCACAGAAAAUAACAAUAAGCAGUAUAUAAAAAAAAAAAGAAUUUAUUUGUAAUUUUAGUCAUCGUCGUAUUGUUUUGUCAGAAGACCAAGCAAUAGACUCGCACCCUCCCUCGGCUCACCAUCGGCCGAGUUUGUACAACAGUGUCGCCCAGUCUGCUAGUACAUCACAGACUGGCAUUCUGGGUCAGUUCUUACUUUUACAAUUACUCAGGGUUUAUUUGGGUUAUGCUGCCUUUGGUUUUGUCACCAGCAGGCGAGAUACUAUCAAACUGAUCAGGCUGUAAUGAGCCUGCAGAGAUACUGCCUGUCUCCUGUUCUGAUCUUGAAAGAAAUCGAUUCAACUGCCGUUUUGUUCCAUUGCCGUCUUUGCACAGUGUGCUUUUGUUUUUCAUCUGUAACUGUGCUGAAAAAUGAAGGCUGUAAUUGUAGUCAACAGUGUAAACUUCUGAAAACCAUUUGAGAUGUCACAGGCAGCACCGUCAGUGAAUGUGUUUGAACCGAAGACCAGUACCGUAAGAAUAGCCAGCAAGAUGUUCCCCUUGUGUAUGUUUCUGUACAGCCCUGCUAUAAAAAAGAUUGUAAUUGUGAAGUCGAAGAUAUUGAGACUUGCACUUUUGUUUUUUUUUUUUAUCUAUCUAUCGUUUUGCCAAAAUAUAGUGGAAAAGCUGCCAGCUGUGUGUGUUCAUCUGAUACCUUUACCGUGAGCUAGCAGGACACUCUGCUAACAUCAUUAAUUUCGCUUAUCAAUGAAACUUCAGAGUAGGACGGUAACCAUUGCUUCUGGUGAUGAAUGUUCCAAAAAUAUGGCUGGCCGGUUAUUACAGUUUGCUUAAAUGACUGAAUAGCAUCACUCUAUUGAAGUGCAUCACUUCCUGUAGGCAUUUAGAUCUUGGGAUGUCAAAAACGAAAAAGUUACAAAAAUUAAAAUGAAAGUUCUGUUUUGUGAAGCUGUGUGUGUGUUCAAGAGAUGAUCUGUCUGCCUCUCUCCAUAACAAGGAGGCUACAGGAUUCUUGGACAGGUGGCUUGGUAGGAAGUGCAAAUUUAUCGUUCUAACUAACUGGUUUCAGUGUGAACGUUGUCACUCGUCUGGCCUGGGGACGCUGCACACAGGUUUGAUGGCCCCGUCUCCGCCAGCGUUUGCUUCAGUCCUCCUCUUUGGUACUGUACAAGCUAGUGGAGCGCCUUUUUCUUAUUCUUGGGGCGUGAUACGGGCUAUCCCAUUGAUGUUUGUGUUUUACUGUCGCUAAUGAGGAUAUAAACGUCUUUUAAGCCCAGCAAGCCUAAAGUGAGAAGUGAAACGCUCAGUGUGUCUGCACUGUCAUGGAUCUCUGGAGUCGGGAAGCCGCCUCACCAGGCCGUGUUACCUGCCAUUGUAUGACACCUGUUCUUGCUUUUCCAAGGACUUUUCUUAUUUUAUGUUUUGUACCCAUUUGUCAAUGGCUUGAAAUCAGUUUAUAAAUUAAGCAAUCUCUCUUAUCUAUAUAUAUAUAUAUAUAUAUAUAUAUAUAUAAAUGUAUCAGAAAAAUGAUUAUCCCAAAACUGAGUGUAAAUUAUUAUUUGAGAUGCUUUAACAAGCCUUACUGUGCGUUCCUUCCUGCAUAAAGUUUUAACGUCUGUGUGAAUUGUGACCCUUUUCAAUUAUUGGUGGGGUGCUGAAUUCAGCCUGACGGCUUGUCGACAAGCAGAGCUGCUGAGUCACUGGGAAAGGAGCACCAGCAGACACGAGUAUCAGAAGUCCUGUCUAAUCCCCCACGGGGAUCAGAUCACAAUGUUCCAGUACAGUGUGCCUUUUCAUAUUUGGAUAAAGGUCUUUCUGUUUGUACAGGCAUCACCUAGUGUCCCUCCCUGUGGCCUGGUUGCCUGAGAAACUAAAGUGUGACAUAAACUCCCAUGGGCUGUCACUAUAGCAACACGGGGGCCUUUCCAUGGAGAUGUGAGAAUGCCCACUCCUGGCCAAAGAUCCCCCUUUUUUUGUGAACAUCCCAGAUCUGGUGUAAUCGUUUCCUGUGCAGCUGUACCUAAGGUCGAUUUUUCAGGUUCACUUGUUGUGUGCUUUAUAUAGUUUGACAAAUAAAUAAUAAAUUCAGAAGGCAAAUGUAUAAAAAUAAAUAUCACUAGAUAGAAUGAGGAAAAUCUGUAUGAGAACCCGAGGGAAAAGUGCCGAGCUUAAUUUCCACUAUAAGCUCCUGGAGCAGCAGUCUGCUGGCGAGUAGAUAUCCAUGGUGAAAUAAAAUCAGCGUGUCGUGCAGAGGAAAUGCAAACCCGGCCACUUUCUGGAAGUAAAGCAGACGGCAGGUUUAAAAUGCAGAACUGAAACAGUGACUCAGAGCGAGGCGUGCAGAUGAAACCAGGAAUGAGAUGAAAAAGAAAUCCAAUAAAUGUGAAAAUGGGAGAGUUUUGUGUUGAACAUAUGGAGAUGGCGACGUGACAAGAAAGCCGCAGUUGAGAGUUGUAGCCGCGUUUGCAGUCGUUGCAUCCGAGUCUGGAGGGUUUAGUCAGAGCUGCAGAUAUCUGCUGCAGUCUGUUUAGUACAACAGCUUCCAUCCUUAUAACCCCUGGGCUCUUUCAUUUUCCAGUUUUUUUUAGCUUAUACAAGAUCAGAAAUGUUAAUUAAUUAGAUUUAUAUAGCGCUUUACUAACCUACUCACUUUACAUAGACAGUGUGGAGCCACUUCAAUAACCGCUAAUGUGCAGCACCGAGCUGGAUGAUGCGACGGCAGCCAUUCUUGCACCAGUACACUCGCCACACGUUAAGUGUUAGGUGGUGAAGUGGUGAGAGAAAUAGUUAACCACUAAGAAAGAGCCAGGGGGCUAGAAUGGGCAAGGCCGUCUGGGUGCACCCUACACUUUUUGAAAGAUGUCCAGGGACCUCAGAGAGUCAGGACCUCAGUUAAAUGUCUCAUCCAAAGGGCAGCACCAGUUCUGCACUGAGGCUUUGGGAUCCACACACAGGCCAUAGGGUAAGUGUCCCAUGAUUUAAGUCCAAAAAAGUCAUCAUUUUUUGCAAAAUACCGGUACAUCAUUAUCUAGAAAACGAUAUGUUGUUUAAUGAAAUAACUGACCUUGCAAUGGUUAUUCAACCCUCCUGAAUGAGCAGAAAGUCCAAAAUGCUCUUCCGAUCAAAGAUGGCCACCGUGAUGGCCCCACAAUUACAUGUAACUGAGCAGCGGUUCUUUUUUUUAGAGAGAACGUUGUACCACCUGUCAUGGCCUCCCACUAAUAUAUAAACCCAAUGCUCCAGUUCUGCUGACAGCAGGGCCACAGCAUGUUUUGGGACAAUAGCAGACCUUAUUAUUCAUAUAGAAGACUAUUGGCUCACACAGUAUGCAAUCAAAUAAGGUGUGAUAUCUCCAGGCUGGGGGGCUCCGCUUUUUUUCAUGGUGUACAACCUCUGGACUUAAAUAUGCUAUAUUCUUUUUUUAAUGAGUUGCAGUAGAACCUCAAUCAUCUGAGCCCCCAUUAACCAAGGCCUGGCAUCAUCCAAGAUGAAUCUCUAAUUGUAAUACAGCAUUUAUUUUUUUAUAAUUCAUAAAGGCUUUGCUGUGACUACUGUAUUUUUAACCUUGGCUGUACCGAGGGACUGUGGGACUAUGUGUGUGUGACUUGCUCACCUCUCGGCCAUUGUCAUUGCGUCACCAGUGUUUACUGCGUAAACAUGCUUUAUUGUUUCAUUCACUUAGGAAUUUUGUGUGUUAUGACCAUGAGGAUCGCACACAGGAUUUCUCAAAUGGACGGGCUGAAUGCAAUCAAAACGUCACUUUUACAUAUCGAGCAUCAAGAAGACACUACACCUGCUGGGGCGACUGAGGAACAUUGCAGAGGAGAGAGCAAGGAACAUUAUAUUCACUAAAGUAUGAAAAGAGCCUUAAAAGUGACACUCUUAAUAUUUAAAUUGGCAAAAUCUUUUGUAUCUGUAAUUUUUGAUCCAAAAUGGCCAUGGUUAUCCAUUUUAUCCGAGUUUUCAGUUAUUCAAGAUAGCAUUGGUCCAUAUCACCUCAGAUGAGCAGAGUCCUACUAUAUUCUUAUUGCAAAAACAGUAGUGUGAUUUGAUACGAAAUAAAAAUGUCCCUUUAAUACUUCA